Messenger RNA from Parus major (Great Tit), 1427 nucleotides. RefSeq names its product von Hippel-Lindau tumor suppressor (gene VHL). The transcript is spliced from 3 exons. Lineage: Eukaryota; Metazoa; Chordata; Aves; Passeriformes; Paridae. Bases 38 to 520 code for a protein of 160 amino acids. The record is from RefSeq and is a predicted model, not a curated record.
CUGCGCGCGGAGGGGCCGGGGCGGGCGCGGGGCCGCGAUGUCGCCGCCGGGCCCGGCGCGUCCGGGGGAGGCUGGAUCUGUCCUGCGCUCGGUCAACACGCGGGAGCUUUCCGAGGUCGUCUUCAACAACCACAGUCCCCGCUACGUGCUGCCCGUCUGGCUGGACUUCGAGGGCCAGCCGCGCUGCUACCCGGUCCUGCAGCCGCGCAGCGGGCGCCUCAUGCGCAGCUACCGGGGGCACCUCUGGCUGUUCCGGGAUGCAGGGACCAAUGACGGGCUGCUCGUCAACCAGCAGGAGCUGUUUGUGGCGGCCCCCAAUGUGACCAAAGCUGACAUCACACUGCCAGUGUUCACCCUGAAGGAGAGAUGUCUGCAGGUUGUGCGCAGUCUGGUCAGCCCAAUGAACUACAGGAAACUGGACAUUGUUCAGUCAUUAUAUGAAGAGUUGGAGGAUCAUCCUGAUAUUUGGAAGGAUCUUCAGCGGCUUUCUCUGCAGAGGAAUGAAGGAUUGAGGAGAUAAAUUGUGGAACAACACGGUUACUCACUUCAGACUCCUCAGUAGCAAACCAUUGAGUCUGAGCAGCAAGAGUUGCCAGGAGACGCACCAGGAACUGAUGGCUUCAUUUAAAGUUUCGAAACAUAAACUCAGUAACUUUGGUGAUAGUCAAAUCCCAGACACUGAACAGCACCUGGAGGCAUGCCAGUUCUGAUGGUUCAGUUAAUUUCAGUAUUGCAAACUGUAGGAUAACAUCAGGGCAGCUAAACGGAAAAUAUUCAUACAAAGAAACUUUCAUUGUAUUAUGUUAUAAGGGAUCUUUUCAUUGAACUUGGGAGGUUAAUUAAAGUUGUUAUUGUUAGAGAGUAAAUUGAUAUGUUUAAUUAUGUUGUAAAAUUGUUAAGAUAAUUGUUGAGUAUUUUGGAAUGUUCGGGGUUGGUAUUGGAUUGGGGUUGGGCGGAUAAAUUGGGGGAUUGGUAAGAGAUACAAGAGGGCUUACGGGAACAUGGAAUGGAACAUUCAAGAACAUGAUGUCAUCAGCAGCGCGAGUAAGGAUUGGAAGAAAUAUCCACCAAUCAUUCGACGCCCUGGGAAAAUGAUUGGACCAGGAUGAACGUGGUUAUGGACCAAUCAGAGCCCAAGAAAGCAGCCAAUCUUGAGACGGACCCAAAACGGACCAAUCCAAGCCUAAGGGAGGCUAUAAAACAGGGUGUUACGUGUUAGCAGGUGCUUUUCUGUUGGCUUUUUCUGUUCCUGAGUUUGUUUCGAUACGUUGUUGGGGCUUUUUCUGUUGGGCUUUUCUGUUCGUGAGUUUUGUUCGAUAUGUUGUUACUGUCCCGGUCCAUAGCGUGGAGCACACAGGACUAGCCUGUGUCUCCCUUCAGCUGCAGCUCAGUAUUAAUAAACAGGCCUGGCUUAAUUACAUCAAAAA